CACAAGCCACCCACAACAAACAAUAAUGUGUCAGUGAGGGGACCUAUUUUCUUUCCCUCGUGUCACUAAAAUACAGCGUGCCUUCACAUCUUUCUUUUUAAAUUUGAUUUUACUCUCCUUUUAGGGGGGAUUGAGAACAACCUUCCACAUCAAAGUUAGACGAUAUGAAACUUCUUCAUUAAUCCAAGAGAAGCGUCACACCUUCACUUAUAUGUCGUGUUUAUCAGUUUCGCCCCACAUGCAAUACCCUUUGUUAUCCACAAGUAGAGCCACCUACACCAUCGCCUCCCUCCUCCUCUUUGUCAAACCACAACUCUCUGUUCAGAGGAAAGAAAAAAAACUCCAUCUCAUCUUCACUACAAGCCCAUGUAAAAGGGAAAACCCUGUCAAUCUGUCAUGUCUCUCAGAGAGAAGCAGCAUUUCGAGCAGAAUUUGGACACUGAAAUUGCAACACACACUGGAAUGGAGGGUCAGUCAAGGUGCUCUCAUAAGUACCUGCUGCUGCAGGUGUGGUGUGGUCUCCUCACUGUGGCCAUGGUGGUUAUGGCUGCAUUUCUCACUUCAAUCAAGCCAAAGUCACCUCAGCAUGAAGUCUCGACACUGAAGCCAGAUCCAGUCCAGCAAGUCAGUCCAGCAAUCAACCCGGCUUUGACUCCCUCAAAGUCAACAGGAUCUACGUUCUCAUACAUCCAGCUUAGCUGGUCUUCGGAAACUUCCUCCUGGCAAGGCUUAGACAGAUGUCAUUCGUGCGCCCUCCGCCUAGAAAACAACUCUGUCCGCUGCAACAAGGAUGGCCUCUACUUCUUCUACGCCCAGGUCGAAUUCAGCAACAACCGUGAGAAAAAAAAUCAGACCAAAUCUGUGACUUUUAAAAGAGAUGCCAGUCAUGGCAUUAGUAUGAGGAUACUGGUGGAUGCAUCCUUCCCAAAUACAACAGUGGGCUCAGUGUGGGUGGCUAAAGUUGUCAGCUUCAGAGAUGGAGAUAGUUUUAGAAUACAAAUCGAAGGUGAUUUUCAAAUAGAGGGCACCUUCUGGGGUCUGUAUGAGCUGCAUUAGCUGUGCAGAUCUCCAGGAUUUGUUAGUAUACAUGAGAGAUAAUAUGGGGUUGGACUCAGAAUCACAGCGAUUUUGUGAUUUGUACGUUACUGAAUCUUAUUUUUUGCAGGGUAGUAAACUUUCUAGUACAAUUUUUGUGGCCAACGUGAAACACUAAAAUGUUUUUUUUUUUUUAAAGAAAGCUCCAUCAGGCAGCAUGAGGAAGGUUUUAUCUACAGGUUUUACAGACAAAUCUUUAGACAAAAAGGUCACAUCUUCACGUUCUUUUGACGUUUGACAAAAAAAAACCAAAUCCAGUCUCUACUUUAAAAUUGUGUGUGGUGUUUGCUAACUGCAUUUAAAUGAAUGUAAUCUGUGACUGGGGGCAUGAAUGUUUGUUUUCACUGGUAUGUUACUGUUUAAUUUAUGAAAUAAAAACGCAUAUAACGGCGGUUUGAUUUGAUGAA
Messenger RNA from Larimichthys crocea (large yellow croaker), 1502 nucleotides. RefSeq names its product lymphotoxin alpha (TNF superfamily, member 1) (gene lta). Gene Ontology annotation, molecular function: tumor necrosis factor receptor binding. The transcript has 6 exons. NCBI's taxonomy places the organism in Eukaryota, Metazoa, Chordata, Actinopteri, Sciaenidae. Gene Ontology annotation, cellular component: membrane. The record is from RefSeq and is a predicted model, not a curated record. Gene Ontology annotation, biological process: immune response. Bases 397 to 1056 code for a protein of 219 amino acids.